UUAGCAGUUCGCACUGUUGACGGUACGUCUUAUUACUGUCUAGUGUAGUAGUGAUUAAUAUUGCAUCGAUUAAAGAAAGAUCGUUCGAGAAAACAGAAAACGACGCGUAUCGCCGUAUCAUCACAGUUCUGAUUUGUUUAAUUGUUGUAAUCCGACUUAUCUGAAUACUCUGAAUUGUGAAGGUGAUUUGACGCUACGCUGGACACCGCUCGUUUUUGAAAACGGUCAGUUUGGCCCAUGUCGAAAACGUCCGGGUGUGCGCUGACAUAUUCGACUCAAAGUAAACAGCACGGUCCCAUUAUGGUUAUUUCCUAUUCCAAAUAAAUCAUGUUUAAUUUUAAUUCAGAAUUCUUGUGAUAGUAUGGUCAAUGAUAUAGAUUACCAACAAUUAAAUAUCAUCGCAGAUACCAUGUUAGACAAUGAUUAUGAACCUGGUAAUUUAUUUUUAAAUUUUAUAUACACCAACAGCAAUGUUUUGGUAAAUGAACAAGAAGAAAAUAAUUUUGAUAGCUACGAAAACAAUGAAGAAGUGCAAGAAAUUUAUGAAACUGAUAUCAAUAUUGAGCAACCUAACAAUAUUUGGGAUGAUAAUUCAAUUCGUUACUUAAUUUACUGUUGGAGUCAAUUGAGAGAUCAGUUUGCAAAUUGUCCGGAUAAAAAGAAGGAAUCACUAUGGCAACAUGUGUCAGGGCGUUUAGUGGACCGUGGUUUUUAUUUUGAUGCACAGGCAUGUGACACUAAAUGGCGUAGUCUUAAAAAAGUUUACAUGUACAAUAAAACCCGUACUUGUAAAAAAGAUGGAAGUAAACAUCAAUUUACUUGGAACCAUUAUUCUGAAAUGGACAAGGCUAUUAAAGGGAUUCCUUAUGAAAUUUCAGAUAUUGAAAAUGGUGAUGGUGAUGAUGAUGAUGAUGAUGAUGAUGAUGAUAAUGUUGAUAACAAUGGUGAAAAUGAAGAUGAUGAUGACUCAACAAGAGAAAAUGCAGAUAACAUAGAGGAAUAUGAAAAUGCUGAUUCAACUAAAAGUUAUGUCGAUAAAUGUCAAUGGACAAUUGAGUCGACUAAGGAAUUAAUUCGAUUGUACGGUAAAGAUAGGAAGAAAUUUUCAGCUGUUAAUCAAGGAGGAAAACAUUUAUUGUGGGAAGAUAUUGCAAAUCAGUUUACACAGUUAGGAUAUCAAUAUUCAGCUAGUAAUUGUAACGACAAAUGGCGUAAUUUAAAAAUGACCUAUAAAAAUAAUAAGCAAAGAGCUAUUAAAUAUGGAAUCGAGUAUGUUAAAUGGAGUUAUUUUAAAGAUAUGGACAACAUAUUUAAAAACACCCCAGAAGGAUCUCCAGAACUUAAUGAUAUAAUUACAGUAUCUUUAAUUGAUGACGAACUCGUUGAUAUUAAAAAAGAAAAUGAAGAUUAUGCAAACUUGAAUGUUGUUGAAACCAAUGUAAAUAAUGAGGAAGAACCUAAUGAAUCCCUUAAUGCUAGUACAUCAGAUAUAUGGACAGAACAAGCAACUAAAUGUUUGAUUGAAUUAUGGGGUCUUUACCGUCCACGAUUCCUAUUAGCUGCACAAGGCAAAAAACGUUUACUUUGGAAUGAAAUUAGUAAUCAGUUACGCCAAAACGGCCAUAAUUAUUCUGGUUUAGUAUGUGAUCGUAAAUGGCGUCUCUUAAAAGCAAAUUACGUAAAAAGAAGAGAAAAAUAUAAAAAAUUAGGAGUGAACAGCGUGAAGUGGCAAUACUACCAUGAUUUAGACAGGUUACUUGGUGUACCUGCUGAAAGUAUUUCCUGGAGUAUGGACUCGACUAUGUGUUUGAUAGAGUGCUUUGAUAAUCACAAAGAAAAAUUUAUGAAUGCUGCAACUGGAGAAAAGCUCUUGAUAUGGAAACAAAUUUCAGAAGAAAUGUCUCAACAUGGUUUUAAUUAUACUCCUAGAGCUUGUGACAACAAGUGGCGUACACUGAAAAAUCGUUACAAUAAAAAUAGAAUGCGAACAAACAGGAAUAAGAAAGUUAUUUGGGUGUACUACAAUAAAAUCGAUUCUGUACUUAGAGAAAUUAAUAAAAAUGGUUUAAAAGAUGAGUUUGAUAACGGUGACGAAAAUAAUCAAUCAAAUGAAGUUAAUGAGUUAGAUGAACAUAACUAUAUCAGGACAUCCAAACCAAGUUGUUCCAAUAAAACAAAUUCCAUCACUGAACUACAGACAAUGUUUAAGUUGAGAAAUAGUGAAUUUGACCAAAGAUUGAAGCAAAUGGAGGAUAAUCUUAACAACAGAGAAAAAGUAUUUGAAGGACUUCAAUUACAGAUGUUAGAAGCUCUUAAAAGGUCAAAUGAAUUAGAAUCUCAUAAGUUGAGACUAUUGGAACAAUUAGUUUCAAGAUUACCACAUCAGAACUAAUAGUUAACUAAUGUAUAUAUAAUAUAUAAACCAAAAAUUUCAGAUGUACAUAAAUAUUAAUUUGUAAUUAGUAAUUACAGAUCUGUUUCAAUUCAAUGUUUA
This is a messenger RNA of Aphis gossypii (cotton aphid), 2494 nucleotides long. Its product is annotated as protein PFC0760c-like. The coding region runs from base 362 to 2392 and encodes 676 amino acids. NCBI's taxonomy places the organism in Eukaryota, Metazoa, Arthropoda, Insecta, Hemiptera, Aphididae. The record is from RefSeq and is a predicted model, not a curated record. The transcript is spliced from 11 exons.